AUGAUCCCGCUCGCCGAUGCUGCGGACGAGGACCUCGGCCUGGUGCUCCCCGCGGUUUUCGCGGAGGCUGCGGCCUUCAUGUCGCCGCCUCGCCCGCGGCCGGCGCAUCGGCCUGUCUUGCCCUUCCGCGGCCGCGGUGUGGAAGGCAGAUCCGGUCGCGGUGCCUCGUCGCAGGCCGCGCCUACGCCUUCGGCCGCUGUGCCCGUCGCUGAUGCGUCGCGGGCGGACCGCAGCCGCACGCUGCUGUACGCUGGCGCGGAUGAUGAGGAGCCCAGCGCUGUAGGGCUCGACCUCACCGGCGAGCUGAGCCGCAUCAUUGACCAGCAUGCGGCGCUCGAGACCCGGACGGCGAUCCUCGAGUCUGAGUUCCAGGCGAAAGAAACAGCGUUGACUGAGCGUCUGGAGGUGGCUCUUCUGGAACCCACGGAGGCUCUCAGCGCCCAGGCACACGCAGACCUCCGGUCCGAGCGCGGGCUCAUGCAGCGCCGGUUGGACGAGGCGACAGCCGCGGCCCAACACGAGUGCCACGAGAGACUUGCGGUGAGCUCGCGCGAGCUCCGUGCGGCAGAGCAGCAGAUGGCGGCGACGGACCGCCAGCAGCUUGCCGGCAUCCUGGCCGCGGAGUCUGCUGCAUACGCCGCUGCCGACCAGAGGCGCCGCGAGGAGUGCGAUGCGAUCCAUGCUCAGGCGCUCCGGAACCUCGAGGCGCAGCGCGUGGAGCUCAGCGCAGUGGUCUCCACGGCUUCCUCGCGCCUGGCCGCCGCGGGCGAACUGGAGGCCGCGGCUUCCAGGGCAGAGCAGCAGUCGCAGGCGCAGGCCGCUGAGGCUCAGCAGCGCGCCGCCGCAGCGGCGCAGCUCGAGUCCUCCACACAGCAGGCGUUCGUCGGCUUCGAGGGCCGCACAAGGCUGCAGCUUCGCCAAUACGAAGCCCAGAUUGCCAAUCUGGAGGCCCAGCAGGAGCAGACGAAACUCCGGGCCGACCGCGCGGCAGGGCUGGAGGCGCAGGUCACGGUGCUCCAUUCUGGGCUCACCGUGUCCGAGCAGCGCGUGCAUGCACUCAGAGACCGAGCCCAGCAAUGGGCCAAUGACCUCGCAGCCACGGCUGAGGCGCAGCGCGGCGAGCAGCUCGAGGUGCAGACCGCGCUGCAGCAGCGUGUUGACAUCCUCGAGCAGGAGGUCGAGAAUUGGAAACACAUCGCAUCGGUGGCUGAGGAGCGGCGGGUGCAGCCGCCGCAGCACGAUCCAGUGCUCUCCCAGCCUCUUCCGCCGCCGCUGCAACCGCAGCCUGACCGCCUGACGGGGCGUUUCGUCUCUGCGGACGGCGUCCUCGCGCAGCCGCAGCACUUCCACAUGGCCACGCCCUCGCGGCCGUUGGCCGCGCCACAGCUGGGCGCGGCGGCCGCGUCCGAGCCGGCGCCAGCGCCGCACGCGCAGCCGCGCCCUGGCCCGAAUCGCGGCGUGCUCCCUGGCCAUGGGGCCGGGGUCACCAUGAGGGCUCACAUCGCGGCCGCCGGCGCCCCCGGCGGAGGCGGCCCGCCAGACCGCCUUGGCGCCGGUGGCAGCGUGCGGUCCGAGCCAGUCCAGAGGCUCCCGACCCAGUUGCAGCAGCGCCCGUCCGCAGCGCAGGCCCCCGCAGCUCAGCCUGACCUCCCUCCUGAGCUUCAGGGCCCUCGCCGCCCUGGCGGUGGCGACGGCGCUGGCGGCGACGACUCGCCGCCUAGCACGCCUGGGGCCUCCGGCGCGCGCCGCAGCCAGAGGAGCAAAAAGAGUAAGAGGUCACCCUCGAGCUCGUCGAUCUCGACUGAGGACGACAUCCGCCGGCGGAAGGGAGCGGUGAAGUCCUUGACAUUGGACCCGCUGCCCUCUGCCGUGGGCUUUCGGGAGUGGGUGCAGGACACCCACGUGAAGGUGAACGCAGCGAGCAAGCGCAGCAAGCGCCGCACAAUGCGGUGGAUGCAGCGCAUCGAGACCGUCAACGACAUCUCGGAGCUCGAGGCGUUGGCGGAGAAGCAGAAGAGGUGGGACGAUCUCGACUCCGCGCUCGCCGAGGCCGUCUUGGCCAUCGCCAACAGCAACUUGAAGUGUGAGCUGCUGAUCUACCGCGAGGAGCGGUCGAGGAUGGGCUUGCCGCUCUCCGGCCGCUGCGCGCUGUGCAUGGUGUAUUACAGGUGCACAAUCGAGCGCGGCCAUGCGAUGAGCGUCGACCUCACCAACUUGGUGGGCCUCCGGUUCGGAGGGGACCUCGAGGGCUUCUUGAAUGCCUGGGACUACGCCUUGAUGGCCUUGGCCAAGGUGCCGGACGAAGACAUGCUGUGCUCGCUCCUCGAGUGCCAGCUCUGGAAGUGCGAGGGGUUGGCCAAGGCGCAAGCGACGCCGCAGGUCCGCUCCGGUGAGAUCUGCCAGAUGUUUGCUCGGGAUGGUUCGUGCCGCUUCGGUGCGACUUGCAAGUUCGAGCACGUCGGGGCCGCCUCUGCGCCAGAUGCCGCCGCGGCGAAAGCCAAGGCCAAGGCCAAAGCUGAGGCCGCAGCCAAAGCUAAGGCUAAGGCCGAGGCGCAGGCGAAGACGAAAGCGGCGGCCGCCGCCACCUCCCCCGCCGCUGCCGCGGCCAAGCCAGAUGACCGGCCAGCGUGCCGCUUCUGGCCUAAGGGCGAGUGCGCCAACGGCGAGAACUGCGCGUUCAAGCACGUUGGCCCUGGCAAGGCCAAAGUGCCGGGCGCCGUCUGCCGCGCCGCCCCGGCCAUUGGUGGCCCCAGCGACGACCUUGACGAGUUCGCUUUGGACUCCGGCACUGGCAAUGACUUGGUCCCCGUAGGGACCCAAGGCGCCCGCCGCCAGCGCGACGACCUUUGCUUCCUGAGCACGGCGAACGGCGUGAUCGCGCCCGAGACCACCGUGACUGUGGGCCUGGAGGCGCUGAACGAGGAUGCCGAGGCCAUCGAGCUGCCAGAUACCAUUCCGGCGCUCUCGCUCGGGCGCCGCUGCGCCCAGCAUGGCUACCGCUUCGUGUGGGAGCCGUUCGCUGACAAGCCCGAGUUCUACGCGCCUGAGGGCUCGCAGGUCGACGUCCGCGUGGAGAACUUCGCCCCGAUGGUGACGGGCAGCCGCCCCAGCCAGCCGGCCGGUCGCCUCGAACGCGUGCUCGAGGGCGAUCCGACCGAGCACGACGCGGAGAUUGACUGGGACGGGAUCCCGCUGAAGUGCGGUGUCUGCGAGGACGACGUGGUGAUCGACGCUUCGAUCCAUAACGACCCGCAGUCCAUCCUCCACCUGGCCACGCACCUGCCGAAAUGCCCGCCCGGCGUCUGCGCGGGGUGCGACUUCGGGAAGACGGCGAAGAGCCGCAGCUCGCGCCGCCCCGCUCCAGCUGUGGAGCUUCAUGCACCGGACGCUUCCGUCGAGUCCUUCGGGGCCCUUGUGCACAUGGACCACAUCGAAAUGGAGCGCGGCUCUGAGGCGAGGAAGGCAUCGCCCUACAGCCUGCACAUCCUGGACGAGUCCACGGAGUUCUUCUCGCCGUACCCGGCGCGCCGCCGGGACACCGACACAGUGCUCAACAACGUGGGCUCCUUCGACUCCGUCCCGCCGAGCGAGCGCUGGUGGCCUCUCGCCGAGCGGCACUGGGCGGCAAACUACAACGGCAGCGUCAAGAACACGGCCGGCCUCACUCGGUGGCAACGCCGCUUUGGGGAGCCAGCUCCCUUCGUCAUCUACCCGUUCGGCGCCCUCGUCCUCUUCCGGCCGCCAGCCGGCUCCGAGCUCCCGAAGCUGGAGGGCGACCCCUGCAGCUCCAGCAAAUGGAAGAACCGACUGGUGCCUGCACUUCUGGUCGGCGUAGCGGCCGGCCCGGCCGAGCAGUGGGCCAAGAGUUACUUGAUCGUCCCGCUCGCGGCCAUCCUGGCCGACAGCCGGGCCUCUAGAGUCAGCGUCCGCACCGUCGCCGACGUCGUCUUCCCGUCGAAGGUGACGUUCCCUCUAGCGCAGCGCCUGGCGUUCAACGGCGCAUUCCGUGACCUCAGCCUGCCGGCGCCGCACACCAACGACGACGCCGAGGGGGGCUAUGAGCUCAUCGCCGACGAGCCUUGCGAGGAGGACGUGCUUGCGUACGACGGGAUGCUGAAGGAGAACAGCCCCCAGUUCUCUUCGACGAGGGCUUCGAUGCUCGACGUCGCCUUGGCCAUCGAUCCUGACUCCCAGGAGGGCCUGGACGUCGUGGGCCAAGCCGGCGAUGGAGACGCAGGCGCCGACGAUCCUCGUUCUGGCCAUGUUGCGGUCGAGCCCGACGUUGCCGAAGCUGCGCGGCUCGGCGUCGACGCCGACCCCGUCGCGCAGCGGGAGAUCAAGCCUGGACCCGGGCGCUCGCCGCCGAGCGGCUGGAGGCGAGACGACUUUGGCGCCGACGGCCAGAUCAGGCGUUCGGCGUGGGUGCCACCGUGGUCCACUCGUCCGCCUACGCUCGAGCCAGAGGUGUGGCUCUCCCUGACCAUGAAGCACAGGCAGGCGGAGCGUGACAAGUGGAAGGCUGCUGACCCCGCAGGGUUCGCAGCUCAGGAGAAGAGGCGCGAGGACUACCAGAACCUGAAGGCGAAGGGCAAGGUCGUGACGGCCGUCCCAUCGAUGCCUCGCCUCGCGUGCUCUGCCUUCUCGGGCACCCCGCACGAGGUGUACUACGAGCCGCUUCGGCAUCCUUGGCACCGAGGCUCGGCCGCAGCUGGCGGGCAGCACGCCCGUGCUUCUUCCAGCGAUGCCCGCGUGGCUUCCGGCCGCGCCGCAGGACCUGCAGCCCCGGCAGCGCCGGCCGGCCUCGUCAUACAGGCGCCCACGGUGCCUGAGAUCAUCGCCGCAGCGAUGCCAGCCAUCAUGAGCGGCAAGUAUAACCAGAUGCUCGUCGAGCUGUGCUGCUCUCCGGAGUCUUGCCUGUCCGCCUUCGUCCCGGCCAGGACCAUGAUCAGGACAGCCGUCCCCAUGGCGGUGACGCGGGCCUUGAUCACCAAUGUCGCGAAGGUGUGCACCUACGCUCGUGACAAGGGCCAGGACGUCACCUGGGAGUGGCCUACAAACUCCGACCUGUGGUCGAACGACCGCGUGCACCAGCUGAUCAACACCGUCGGCGGCAAGUUCGUGAAGGUAUCGGCCUCCGCCGUCGGCCAGCAGCAUCAGCAUGCACGCCGCGUGGUGUACACCCAGAAGGAGUGGACGCUGUGCUCCACGGACGACUCCGUUACGAUGAUUUUCGAGAAUUAUUCCGUCGACGAAGCUGCCGACAGCAAGGAGUUCGUCCGCUGCCGCGGGAAGUUUGCGAAGCAGACCGCCCAGUACACGGAGCAGUUCGCACGUCUCUUCUGGAGCGCCCGCCGCGCAGGCAUUUUACCUGCUGCUCCUGGCGUCCCGCGGUCCCGGGCAUUCUUUAAAAGCACAUCCGCCAUCGACGACAGUGACGACGACCCGCACCACGAGCAUCGUGAGCAUGAUGCUGGCCCGCCGCGCCACCCUCUGUGGUGCGCCCUCGUGACGCGGGUGGUCAAGCCCAAAUCGUCCGAGGCAGAUUGCGACGGUGCCCGCAAGGCGUUGGAGAAGGAGCUGCACGGGAUGCGCUCCAAGCAGGUCUGGGACACCAGCGAUGUUCACAGUUUGCGGGACCUUCUGAACGACGAGUCCCUUUCUGACGCCAUGCUGGGCCGGGUGUUUGCAAUUCUGGGGAUAAAAGGAGAAGAGCUUGGAAAAUAUGCCCAGCAAUGUAAGGCUAGAGUGGUAUUUCAAGGAUCCACCAUCCGAACUAAGUCGGGCGUGUCGGCUGCAGACCUGUUCGAAGAAGUUGCCAAUGCUCCGGCAUCCUUCGCCGCGGCACGCGCUGCCCUGGCGGCCGCGGCCCUCGCCGGCCGGGAGGUCAGCCUGAGGGACGCGGAGGCUGCAUACCUCCAGGCUCUGAUCGACACUCCGUUCCGGAUCCCCGCCUACGUCGAGCUCCCACGGGAGUGGUGGCCAGACAGUUGGUUCUUGGACGACGCAGCACGCCAGAGACUUAAGUAUGUCCGGCCUCGUUGCCGGCUCAAGAAGGCUCUGUAUGGCCACCCCGAGGCCGGGGCGCCGUGGGAAGCCAAGUUGAACAGCAUUCUCAAGCAGCAUGGCUGGGAGCCCGCUGGCCUCGACCAUCCUGGAGUUCAUGUGCACCCUGAUGGAGGCCUUUUCGUCGUGUACGUGGACGACAUGCUCAGGAUCGCUCCGCCGAGCAUCGCCGGGCCAUUUUGGAGGGCGCUCGACACGGCGAUCGUGUUCAAGGAGCGGGAGCAGGAGAUCGAGAGGUACUUGGGGGCCCGCUACACCAUGGACCCGGUCAGCCCUGCCUGCCCGUCGGCCGCUCGCCGGCUCCACACGGACAUGGACGACUAUGUGGCCAACGCCUUCGCCAGGUUCGCUAGCGAGUACGGGGGUGAGCUCCGCAAGGUGACGUCGCCGUUUCUCUCGCCGGAGCAGUGGGCUGAAGACGGCGUGCGCCCCGGCGUUUUUGCCGGCAGCUGCGCCUCGCACGUUGCGACGUUGCUGUUUUUGUCCCGGGUCGCACGGCCUGACAUCGCCGUCGCCGUGCAGCGCCUCUGUUCGGUGGUGUCAAGGUGGAGCACAACCCACGACGCAGCACUGGUUCGCUUGUACGCCUACCUGAAGGCCGCUGGCCCCAUGGCCCUCGCCGCCGAGAUGGCCCCCGAUGACAUCUUCGACCUGGAGCUCCUGAUGUGGUCGGACGCCGACUGGGCUGGCGACUCAGAGCACACGAAGUCUACAGGCGGCGUCCUGGUGGAACUUCACAGCCCGACUUCCGGUCGACGCUGGCCGCUUUCGUGGGCUGUUCGCAAGCAGACGUCCACGGCCGGCUCGACAGCCGAAGCGGAGACGGUGGCUCUCAGCCACAACAACAAGCACGAGGGCAUUCCCACGCAGAUGCUCCUCGAGCGGAUGCUUGGCAUCGACAUCCCGCUGGUGGCGCUCGUGGACAACACGCAGGCCAUCUCUGCGGUCACUAAGGGCUACAGCAAGAAACUGAAGUUCUUAGAGAGAACCCGCAAGGUGUCCAUCGGGUUCUUGCACGAGCUUGUGGUGGAGCGCGGCGCGAUGAUCCUCAAGCGCGCGCCCACCGCGACGCACCGGGGCGACGGCUUCACGAAGGCCAUGUCCCCGGCAAGGUUCAUGGAGGCCCGCGACCUCAUGGGCAUGAUCCGCACCAGGCCUUGA
Prorocentrum cordatum is the source of this 7224-nucleotide messenger RNA. Lineage: Eukaryota; Dinophyceae; Prorocentrales; Prorocentraceae. The record is from the annotation of a GenBank genome assembly.